GGGAGACGCUACGGAGAUUGACAAACACCGGAACAAUGGAGCUGAAACAUGAAGAAGUUUAGCGUCCGCAGUGUUAUCUUCAUUUUAACCGUGUGUUUGGUAGUUUACACAGUGAAGACUUUAAAUGACAGGAUGUGUGAGCAGACUCUGGACUAUUUAGUGUCAUUGGGUGAGAUAGAGAAGAGAGACGCUGCUCAGGUGAGAUGGGCUCAUGCUGUAAACAGCAGGAGCAGCCUGAAGGAGGCGCUAACAGGUCCCACUCAUAUGCUAGAAGCUGACAUAAUUAUGAGAGGCCAUGACCCCAAAGAGCCAAUCAUGGCACAUCCUCCUGAGACAGACAGUGACAUCACACUGAAGGAGUGGCUGGAAGGAGUUAAGGUGCACAACAAGGGAAUAAAACUAGACUUCAAGAGUCUGGAGGCGGUGCCCCCCUCUGUGGCUCUGCUGCAGGAGGUGCUGGCUGAACACAGCUGUCCUGUAUGGAUCAAUGCAGAUGUGCUCCCUGGUCCUGGAGGACAGGCCACACCUCUGGAGCCUCAGGCCUUCCUGGCUGCUGUGGGGAAUCUUCCAUGUGACACUGUGCUGUCUCUGGGCUGGACAACAGGGUGGACUGCUGGUACAGAUAACCCAGGCUACAGCUGGAGUAUGGUGCAUGAGAUGGAGGAGAUCUGUAGAACACUGAAAUACCCUGUCACCUUCCCAGUGCGUGCAGCUCUCCUCAACCAGUCCCACUCCCAGCUCACAUGGCUGCUGCAGCAGUCAGACAGGUACACUCUCACUGUGUGGACUGGCCAGCAGGAUGAGUUGACACUACAGGAGUUACUGCCCUACAGAAAAGAGCUGGACAUCAGCAGGAUCUAUUACGACCUGCCUGACUUCAUAAGGACAGAGCUCACUAAGAACUGAACUCCACUAUUAUUAUUCAGGCUGGAAAUGGCAAACUUCCACAGCAGACUGGAGGUGCAACAGGUCACAACAUUUCCAGUUUAGUUUGAUAUGAUGUAGUGGUGCAUGGUCAGGCUGAUCUACUACACUCUUACUUAUCUACUCACUCUCAGGUCAGAUAUGCUACACUUGCUGUCUUUCAGGGUCUCAGCGGAUCCUUAAAAAGUCUUCAAUUUAGUUUUUUAUAUUAAAGGUCUAAAAUAUGUUGAAUUGUAAUUGUUAAGGUGGACCAGCAAUUCUUAUUGUAGUGACAAUCUCAUCGUAAAUUAGUUUUUGUUUUCUUUUUUAAGACAAACAGAAAUAAAUCUAAGUGUAUAUGAAUUCUUUAACUUUUUUUUACGAGCAUCACACUCAUCCCAAUAUGUAAAACUCUUCACUCCCACUAUCAGACUGAUGCUGCAGAGGUGUAAAUGUAUGUACGCUGCAGCUACCAUGUAAAUGAUUAAGGUGGAACUAAGGGUCCUGGCAUCACUCAGAUAGGUAAGUAUUUGAACCAAUAUUACCAUGUUAACUUAAAUUGUGGCAUAAAAUGGUCUUAAAAUGACAAUAAUAUCAUUUAUCACAAUUGAAGUAGUUAUCAUGACAGGUCUCUGCAUCCUUACGGUCUGCUGAUUCUGUGGAUUCCUUUAAUAGCAGCUAAAUAUACAUCUGUGUGCCUGUAUGCAACGUAUGAGUGUCAGUGUUUUUUUUCAUUGUUUUAGAUUUGAACUUCUCAAUCUUGUAUAUCUUCAUCUACUGUGUGUUAGUUAUUUUUCUAUGUGUGCUAUGCCUUGUAAAGCACUUAGUGACUUAUCUCUAUGAGAAGCACUAUACAAAUCAAAUUGACUUACCUACCUACUUUAUUCAUCCAUCAUACAGGGCCCAAUGACCGAGUGAAUAAAUGCUCCUUAUAUUUUUUUUAAUAUGCCACUACUGAUUCUGUCUUUUCAUACUGUCCUGCUGAAUAAUAUAACACAUCUACUGCUUUUUGUGCAGACAGAAUUGAAAUAGGUUAAAUAAGCCACUUAAUGAUUUCUAGAUGUAGA
Molecule: messenger RNA, 1970 nt
Organism: Scomber japonicus (chub mackerel)
Lineage: Eukaryota; Metazoa; Chordata; Actinopteri; Scombriformes; Scombridae
Gene: fam151b
Product: family with sequence similarity 151 member B
Exons: 7
Coding region: 49-906 (285 amino acids)
Source: RefSeq, a predicted model, not a curated record